AUGCCCGCUACGGCUGACGACGAGCAGUUAGCUGCCGAUGAAAUGCUGAUCAAACGCGUGCAGUCUGGUGCAUCGGCCUUUGAGCUUGUAUACCGCCCAUCGCCAUCCUGGCCUCGCUCGUCGCCACAAUCAAUCACUGGCCCGCCCGCGCUUGCUAUUCUCGAUUCGUCCUUCAACCCUCCCACUCGAGCACAUCUCGCGCUUGCCUCUGCGGCAGGGGAAGCUGCCGGCGCUCGUCUUCUACUGCUGAGCGUACGCAAUGCUGACAAAGCACUUGCCCCGGGGGAUGCUACCUACGCGCAAAGGCUGGCUAUGAUGCGCCUGAUCGCGGAGGAUGCGGAUGCGGCCGUGGGCCUUGUAGACGCUCCGACUUUCGUUGGCAAGGCGGGAAUCCUACGGGAGGCAUACGCAACCCUUCACGGUACCAAGACGUCCGAAAACCCCGGGCUAGUAUUCUUGCUCGGCCUCGAUACGCUCGAACGGUUGCUCGCGCAUCGUUACUACGGAUCUCCCGACGCGAUGCACGCAGCACUUACUCGAUUCUUUGCUCUCGACGGAGAUAACGCGUCCGUCGUUUGCGCGCGGCGCUUGAUGGCAGGAGAUACGAUAGUGAGCGAGGAGAAGGAGCAAAAUUUGAUAAAGACCGCCGAGGAGGUCGCAAGUCCUGGGCGCGUCUCUCUCGUAGAUAUUGGCGAUGAUCUUGCCCGUUACAGCUCAAGCGAGGUUCGCAAGCACGUCAAAGAAGAUGAUCAAAAGUGGAAGAUAUUGGUGACGGAGAGAAUCGCAGACUACAUAACUCGACACGGACUAUACCGGGUCUGA
This is a messenger RNA of Peniophora sp. CBMAI 1063, 822 nucleotides long. Lineage: Eukaryota; Fungi; Basidiomycota; Agaricomycetes; Russulales; Peniophoraceae. The record is from the annotation of a GenBank genome assembly.